CGUCGCGGCCCUGUGACUGAUUCUGCAGAAGAGGUUCUCCAGCCUGCUUCUCCAGGCAAGUAUUCCUUCUUCGUAGAACAAGCACUUCCUGAUCGUUUCUCCGUUUCCAGUCAGCCCCCAACCGCUAGCGCUUCAAAUUUCACACUCCCAUCUGUAAUGAGUGUUGGGACAAUGCGACAGUCAAUUCUUCACGAAAGUCACUCUGCUUUCGAUCUACAUCCACGCUCUAUACCAGUAUCUCGUACAAGCCUUCAACAUUUAUGCUAUUCAGCCGACAAGUUAUCAUCCCCGGGACGCACGUCACACCGCAGUAUGGAAGCCCUGGAUCCACCUAGCCCAGUCGUGUCAACCGCUGAUUCGCGUCAAUCCCCAACUGCGAGUUCCCGCCUUCAAAGUCGUCCUGGCCCUGGGUCUAGUGUUGGUGAAACGGGCUUCCAAACUGCCAGUCUUGGCAAGUAUUCACUGUUUAACAGCGUUUCUCGACCUGACGCACUCUCCAUUCCCAGGAUUGUCGCUACACCUCCUCAACUUUUGAUAUAUUAUCAAAAUGUUGGUGGCAUCAACUCUCGUGUGAUAGAUUACCAACUGGCGUGCAACGAUGCGUGCUACGACAUCUAUGCCUUCACAGAAACAUGGCUCAACGACAACACAAUCUCCACUCUACUUUUUGAUGAUUCAUUCACGGUCUACCGUCAAGAUCGAUCAUCGACUAACAGCAAUAAGCGCUCAGGUGGUGGUGUUUUGUUGGCUGUGAGGUCCUGUUACGAGUCUCGUAUAUUGAAUCCUCCCGAGGGAUCAACAGUUGAACAUCUAUCGCGUGAAUGAUAGCAGCCUUAUUGAGCAGCAUCUACGUUCGCUCGAAUGGAUUGUCUCCCAGAUGGGUGCCAGAGAUAACAUCGUAAUUCUUGGCGACUUCAACAUGCGUGAAAUCUCCUGGGUGCCAGACUCCCAUGGCUUCCUCUUCCCGGAUCCUGGUCACUCCUCGUUUAGGCCGGCCUCAAUCAAUUUGCUCGAUGGCUACUGUACAGCAGGUCUUGAACAGGCCAAUGAGAUUCA
This is a messenger RNA of Wyeomyia smithii (pitcher-plant mosquito), 1056 nucleotides long. RefSeq lists its product as uncharacterized. Lineage: Eukaryota; Metazoa; Arthropoda; Insecta; Diptera; Culicidae. Bases 157 to 825 code for a protein of 222 amino acids. The record is from RefSeq and is a predicted model, not a curated record. The transcript has 2 exons.